Messenger RNA from Manihot esculenta (cassava), 2160 nucleotides. RefSeq lists its product as uncharacterized. NCBI's taxonomy places the organism in Eukaryota, Viridiplantae, Streptophyta, Magnoliopsida, Malpighiales, Euphorbiaceae. The record is from RefSeq and is a predicted model, not a curated record. The transcript is spliced from 6 exons. The coding region runs from base 1 to 2160 and encodes 719 amino acids.
AUGGGUCAGUUCGAGAUUCUUGGGAAUUUGAUGUUACCUCUAAGGAGUCUGGACAGUGCUUUGGAGAUCCUUCUGGUAGGGCGGCCGAUGGGUGGGACUAUUCGGCAAGCUGCUGAGACUGCUUUACCCAGGUCGUCUGGCCGGCCUCCUCCUCAGUUUGCUGUCCGAGCUCCAAAGAGGUUCUGGGCUGGUGAGAGGUCUGCUCCUUCUUCCGAGAAGAGAAAAGAAAUUUCCUUAAUGCCCCCGUCGUCUUCUUUUGAUAUAAAUGGAAGUGGAGAGAAUGAUCAACUCAUUGUUCCCUUUAAUGUGAAGUACCAGUACAUUUCCCGGAGGCUCUUAGAUACUCCUCUGUAUCUGAUUCGAGCACCUUUUCCAAAUGAAAGGAUAGUUCUUCCUUACCCACCCCCUUCGGGUUUGGUGGAUCCCCAAGAGGCUUCUGAAGUAAAAAUGGAUGAUAUCAAGUUUCCCAAGAACUUUGUCCUGUCUCGGGACAAUAUGCAUGCGAUUUUUGACGCUUUUGGGGAUGGGCGUUCAGUGACUGAAAUUGCUGCGGAGAUGGUUCAAUCUGCUUCCUCCAAGAAGGUUAGCCGACCUCCUGUCAAAGCUUCUUCUAGAGCUUUGAAGCCGAGCUCCCGCAGCACCAAGCCGUCUAGCCGCGGUGGGUCGAGCUCAACUCUUAGGCCUGCUGAAGGGUCUAGGUCUGCCCCAGCUUCCUCGGAGGGCGUGGGAGGAACCUCUCUUCCUAUUGUGGAGCAGACCCCUACCGUUGAACAAGUAGAGCAGGGUAUUGCCCAUUCUCCUGGAGGGGUGUCAGGGGAAAAAUCUGAGUUCCCUGUUACUAAAGACAAGGAGGCCUCUGGGACAGGAAUGGAGAUCAUCCUCCUAGAUGACCAAGUCUCAGAUGUUUCUGCUCAAAAUGCCCCUGCCUCUGUGAGGAUUGGAUCUGAGGGCGCUCUACCGAAGACCGGGGAUAAACGCCCAGCCCUAUCCGAAACAUCUGCUCCAUCUCCAGCUCGGAAGAAAUCCAAGGCUGCCACAGGACCUUCUCCAGCUCUUCCUCCCCUUGGGAAAAAGAAAGGUGUUCCUGCUGUGCCUUCAUUGUCUCCUUCCGGCAACGUUCUAAGUGCGUCGGACAUUACCUCCGAGUCUCCGGCCAGUGCUGCGACGGGCCUCUUUAUGGAGGUGGAUGCUCGUGAUGGCUCCCUCCAGGAGUCUGUAGACCGCCGAAUUGAGGAGGCGCGUCUGGAAGAGAACUUUUCUGCAACCAGUGACGCAAGGGGUAAUCUGGUAGCUGCUCGAGAGCAAAUCCAGUCCCUCCAGGUGGAGCUGCGUUCGGCGCUAGAGGCCCUUAAAAAGGCUGAUGAGAAGACGGCUGAGACAGCAGGGUAUACCAAGUCUUUAGAAGCAGAGCUGUCUCAGACUCGUGAGGUUCUCAGAGUGUCUGAUGAGAGGGCAGCUGCUUUGGAGGUUCGCUGCGAAGGGGUUUUAAAGCAGCUGUCUUCUAUGACAGAGGCCCUUAGCGAAAGGGAUGAGGCCGUGAGGCAAAAAGCUGAGGUCCAGCAACAAUAUGGGGUCUUAAAGGCUGAUUUUGAAGAGCUUCAAGCUCAACUGGAGGAAGCGAAGGCUCAGAAGGAAGCAGCCCUAGCUCGGGUGGAGGACUACAAGGACUCUUCCGAGCUUAAGGAAUUUGUGGCUGAGGCCUGUGAAGCACAUCUUAAUGAGUAUAAAGCUUCUGGUGAAAUGGGAGCGGCUGUUCUUAAGAAAGCCUUCCGCAUGUAUGUGACCGGCUAUAAUCGUGAUUUAAGAGAAGCCAGACACGCUCCUGAUACUCCUUUGGCCGAGCUUCGCAAGUACGAAGCGAACUCAGAUGAUUGCCGGAGGAAUAUACGCCGGCCAGCUGAGUCUUCUUCGGAAGAGUCCGAGCUAGAGGGGGAGGACGUGGAAGUCCUUGAGUCAGGGAAGGAUGACCCUAACUCUGAGAAGGAGGAUCUCCACCUUGAGUCAGAGAUAGCUCCUGUUGUAAACGUUGAGGGCUCUGAUCCAAGGGGUUCCGAGCUUCCUUCAGAUGUGACUGCAAGUGUAAAUAAUGUAGGCGAGGGUGUGCUUACUGAUGUAAGUCCUUUAAGGACUAUUUAUCCCCCCACCUUGUCAGAAGGAUAA